GCGGAGUCUAGCCCACUUGGAGCCUGAGGAUGUCAACAGAGACAGAGCUGCAGCCAGCGGUCAGGCCCAGCAGCAUCAGACGAGACUCCAAGAGGAAAGGGCAGGAUCGCAGUGAGGCAGCUCUCAUCAGGCGCUUUAAGGGCGAUGGUGUCCGCUACAAGGCCAAACUCAUCGGCCUGGAUGAGGUCACUGCCGCCCGCGGAGACAAACUCUGCCAGGACUCGAUGAUGAAGCUGAAGGGUAUAGCUGCAGCAGCACGGUCUAAAGGAGAACACAAGCAGAAGGUGUUUCUCACUGUUUCCUUUGGAGGGAUCAAGAUCUUUGAUGAGAAGACAGGGAUCCUCCAACACCACCAUGCAGUUCAUGAGAUCUCCUAUAUUGCCAAGGACAUCACAGACCACAGAGCCUUCGGCUACGUCUGUGGGAAGGAGGGGAAUCAUCGCUUUGUGGCCAUCAAAACUGCACAGUCGGCUGAGCCUGUGAUUCUGGACCUGCGGGACUUGUUCCAGCUCAUUUAUGAGAUAAAACAGAGAGAAGAGAUGGAGAAAAAGGCCCAAAAGGACAAGCAGUGUGAGCAGGCGGUCUACCAGACAAUACUGGAGGAGGAUCUGGAGGACCCGGUGUACCAGUACAUUGUGUUUGAGGCGGGGCACGAACCCAUCCGUGACCAAUCAGAAGAGAGCAUUUAUCAGGUUCCCACCAGUCAGCAGAAGGAAGGUGUCUAUGACGUUCCAAAGCGACACCCAAACGGACACCAAAACACCCCUCGCCAUCAUCAGCACCAUUCUCAUCAUAACCAUGAGCAGCCUUUCCAACACGAACAGCAGAAGCAGCAGCCAGUUGCAGAUCUGAUAGACUUAGAUAUGGAUCUAAUGUCUCAGAACAUCAGCCAAUUAGAGAUUUUUGGAGACAUGUCCACUCCACCUGACAUAACCUCUCCAUCAACCCCUGCCUCUCCCGCUAACACCCUCGACUCCUCGCUGGGCCUGCAGCCCCCAACGGAGCUGUUUACUCCCUUCAAUCCAUCGUCUGUGCCCUCAGGUUACGUGACAAUGGGGGCGGUACCUCCUGGUCACUGGUCUCAGCAGGCAUUUGCUACCCAGACACAGUUGGCUUUCGGAGUCCAGUCCCCUCUUGGCCCCGUAGCCCAGGUGCUCCCUGGUGGACAGCCUCUGAUCUGGAGCCAGGCCAACAUCUUCCCUGCCACACAGCAGCAGUGGGCAGCCAUGGCAGCUGGAGCCUUCUCCCCCACAGCCUACCUCCCUGCCCAACCUGUGGGGACACUACCUGCUGCCAUGUUCCAGACCAUCACCCCUGUCACGACUGUGACUCCAGCCAGUGAGAGCCAUUCAGGUGCUGGGGCCAGUGCCUCAGCUGCCUCCCUGUCAGCGUCAUCAAGUCCGCAGCACGAGGAGAGAACCAAGAAGAUAGGCAAGGAGAUGUUCAAGGACUUUCAGCUGGCAAAGCCUCCAGCCAUGCCCUCCAAGAAGGUUGUUCAGCCCAGCUUGGCGGGAACCUCUGAAGCCUUCAGCACUUACUUUAACCGAGUGGGCACCGCCCAGGACUUGGAUGACUGUGAUGAUUUUGACAUUUCUCAAAUGAAUCUCACUCCAGUCACCUCCACAACACCGUCCACCAACUCCCCACCCACACCAGCUCCCAGGCAGAGCUCUCCAUCCAAGUCAUCAGCUUCUCAUGUCAGUGACCCCACCACGGACGCCACGGACCCUCCUACGGAUGACUCGUUCGGAGAAGCAGAGGGGAGUCCCAGUCGCAGCGAAGAGGAAGAUGCUGCAUGUGGUUCUGGGUCACCCUGCCCCAGUGAGCCAGCAGAGCCCAGCCCAGAACAGGCCAGUCCAGAGGCUGGGAGCUAGAUAGCAGCAGGGCAGGAAAGGGAAGGACCCUCUUUACGCUCAGAUCAACAAGGGGAAAAAAUAAAGUGACUCGCAGGAAGACAGACCUGACCAGCAUCGAGUUAACAGGAGGAGAACCCUUUACCUGUGAGUGUGUUGCACAUCCUCGCCUGACCAAGCCCUUCCUACUCUCCUUCUGCUAACAACCUCCCAGGAGGAGCCUCAGCACUCCCACAGUCCUCCUCUCUGCAGUCUUUCCUCCUCAGAGGAGAAGAGAGCCCCCUCUCGGUCACUCACCACAGGCAGGAGGAACAUCAAUCACCGAGACGGAUUCAGCUCUCCCUCUCUGCUGUGCUCUCUCCUCUCCUCCCCCUUUUGGCAACUCACACCCAGCCUUACAGACGUAAGCCACUCGCCUCCCUCCCCUUUUGCUCUCACGCCCUUUCCUCUGCCUCCCCAUGUCUGGCCAGAGACUGCUGCCAAGAAGAGACUGAACAAGCAGUGCCUCCCUGUCUCCAACACGCCCAUACACACAUGCUCGUACUCAUCAUUUUGACUGACAGAAUCCU
This is a messenger RNA of Nematolebias whitei (Rio pearlfish), 2422 nucleotides long. RefSeq names its product DAB adaptor protein 1a (gene dab1a). Lineage: Eukaryota; Metazoa; Chordata; Actinopteri; Cyprinodontiformes; Rivulidae. Gene Ontology annotation, biological process: lateral motor column neuron migration; ventral spinal cord development. The record is from RefSeq and is a predicted model, not a curated record. The transcript is spliced from 16 exons. The coding region runs from base 30 to 1874 and encodes 614 amino acids.